CCGCCAACCGCAUCAUGGGUCUCACAAAGAACAGUCGUGUCCUCUUCAACGAAGUCCCUAAAGGUUACCCCGAGCCUGGAAAGACCACUGUCUACGAUACAACGCAAACAAUCGAUGUUGAGAAUGUUCACCUCGACGGUGGCUUCCUCCUCAAGACGUUGGAGCUGUCCAUCGAUCCCUACAUGAGGGGACGUAUGCGCCACCCCGAGAAGAAGUCGUACAGCGCUCCCUUUGCGAUUGGACAACCGUUGACUGGUCAUGGGGUUGGGGUUGUGGUGCGUUCAGAACUUGAAGGGGUCAAUGCAGGCGAUCAUCUUUACGGAUUCUUCGAGCACGUUCAAUACUCCAUCAGGAAGGAUUUGUCGGGUCUCCGCGUCAUCGACAAUAAAUUUAAAUUGCCCUGGUCGGCGUUCAUCGGCGUGGCUGGAAUGCCAGGCAAAACGGCUUACAUGGCGUGGAAGGAAUACUCUAAAGCGAAAAAAGGGGAAACGGUGUUCGUUACCACUGGAGGGGGACCUGUCGGAUCACUCGUAAUCCAACUCGCGAAGCUCGACGGUUUGAAAGUCAUCGCCUCCGCUGGAUCUGAGGAAAAGGUUCAAUUUAUGAAAGAAAUCGGUGCCGACGUUGCGUUCAACUACAAGACAACGGAUACUGCUGAAGUUCUCGAAAAGGAGGGCCCCAUUGACAUAUACUGGGACAAUGUUGGCGGAGCAACCUUGGAUGCUGCGCUCGAAGCCGCUGCCCUCAAUGCUCGGUUCAUCGAAUGCGGAAUGAUUGCAGGCUACAACGUGGGCGGUCAGCCGAUCAAGAAUCUCAUCAAUGUCAUUGGGAAAUCACUUUCUAUUCAUGGGUUUAUCGUAAGCCGCUUAGAGCCGAAGUACGAUGAUGAGUUCUAUGCUGUCGUCCCCGCCAAGGUGGCUAGCGGGGAGAUCCAGCAUCGUGAAGAUGUGUAUGAUGGUCUCGACAAAGUCGGAGAUAUAAUACUGGCAGUACAACAGGGGUUGAAUAAGGCCAAGGCCGUUGUGCAUGUUGCCGACGAUUGAAAUAGCAGUAGCGCAACAUUGUAACAAUAAAUUGCCAUCCUUCCGGACGACUAACUAGCUUUGUGCUUGGUACGGGUAACGUAUUAAACUUGUAUAGAUCUAGAAAUGAACAUGAUAUCGAG
Molecule: messenger RNA, 1165 nt
Organism: Laccaria bicolor S238N-H82
Lineage: Eukaryota; Fungi; Basidiomycota; Agaricomycetes; Agaricales; Hydnangiaceae
Exons: 13
Coding region: 15-1043 (342 amino acids)
Molecular function (GO): oxidoreductase activity, acting on the CH-CH group of donors, NAD or NADP as acceptor
Source: RefSeq, a predicted model, not a curated record